This is a messenger RNA of Pseudozyma hubeiensis SY62, 1083 nucleotides long. RefSeq lists its product as hypothetical. The record is from RefSeq and is a predicted model, not a curated record. Bases 1 to 1083 code for a protein of 360 amino acids. The transcript has a single exon. Gene Ontology annotation, biological process: vacuolar transport; proton transmembrane transport; vacuolar acidification. NCBI's taxonomy places the organism in Eukaryota, Fungi, Basidiomycota, Ustilaginomycetes, Ustilaginales, Ustilaginaceae. Gene Ontology annotation, cellular component: vacuolar proton-transporting V-type ATPase complex; proton-transporting V-type ATPase, V0 domain; fungal-type vacuole membrane. Gene Ontology annotation, molecular function: proton-transporting ATPase activity, rotational mechanism.
AUGGAGAUGAUCUCAUUCAACGUCGACCACGGCUUCCUCGAGGGUGUCGUCCGUGGCUACCGCACAUCGCUCCUCACCGCCAAUCACUACCAGUCCUUGACACAAUGCGAGACCCUCGACGACUUCAAGAUGCAGCUUCAGGCCACCGACUACGGCAACUUUCUCCAAAACGAGCCGAGCCCCAUCUCCACUUCCACCAUCGCCGAGAAGGCCACGCGUAAGCUCGUGGCAGAGUUUGAAUAUCUGCGCACCAAUGCAACUCAACCUUUGAGCAAGUUCUUGGACUACAUGACCUACGCCUACAUGAUCGACAAUGUCAUCCUACUCAUCACCGGCACACUCCAUGAGAGGGACACGCACGAGCUAUUGGAACGCUGCCAUCCACUUGGUGUCUUUGAUACGAUGCCCGCCCUGUGCGUCGCAUCUACCGUCGAAGAGCUCUACAACUCUGUCCUCGUCGAAACCCCACUAGCUCCUUACUUUAGGGAUUGCAUCUCUGCCUCCGAUCUCGACGACCUCAACAUCGAGAUCAUCAGAAAUACCCUGUACAAGGCCUACCUGGAAGACUUUUAUCAAUUCUGCCAGAGUCUCGGAGGUACCACCAGCCAAACUAUGACAGAACUGCUCAGCUUCGAAGCGGAUCGCAGAACCAUCAACAUCACCAUCAACUCGUUCGGCACAUCCCUCUCCAAAGAGGACCGUGCGCGCCUCUUCCCCAACAUCGGCCGACUCUUCCCCGCCGGGAACAAUGUCCUCGCCAAAGCCGACGAGCUGGAUCAGGUCAAAGCCGUGUGCGACAACGUCCCCGAGUACCGCUCCUUCUUCGACUCGUCCGCGUCCUCCGCAGGUGGCAACCCAUCCUCUUCGGGAGGAGGAGAGGCGAACGCAGACAUGUUGGAAGACAAGAUGUUCAAGCUCGAGGUCCAGCUCAACCGCAUCCUCACCAUCACGCAGUUCCAGUUCGGCGUGUUUUACGCCUGGUUGAAGUUGAAGGAGCAGGAGAUCAGGAGUAUCACUUGGAUCGCAGAGUGUAUCGCUCAGAACGCGAGGGAUAGGAUCUCGGAUUUCAUCCCACCGCUUUGA